This is a messenger RNA of Chenopodium quinoa (quinoa), 1062 nucleotides long. Its product is annotated as vacuolar protein sorting-associated protein 55 homolog. The transcript is spliced from 5 exons. Gene Ontology annotation, biological process: late endosome to vacuole transport via multivesicular body sorting pathway. The coding region runs from base 450 to 773 and encodes 107 amino acids. The record is from RefSeq and is a predicted model, not a curated record. Lineage: Eukaryota; Viridiplantae; Streptophyta; Magnoliopsida; Caryophyllales; Amaranthaceae. Gene Ontology annotation, cellular component: endosome.
CGUUUUCUAUCUCCUAAAUUCCUGUUUAAUUCUAUUGAAUUUGAUCCAAUAUUAAUUUUUUUGCUUGAUUAAUUCAAAUUUCGGUCAUAUAUGCUUGCUAUUUCGUUUCUGAAUUGUUGAACCAUAAUGUUGGAGUUGUGAAUUGUUUAUAGUUUGGUGGUGAAGAAAGUUAGGGUUUCUCUUUCUUCAUCGAAUUUCAAGAGUUUGGUGGUAGAUUUUGAAUAUAUUUUCCUGAUUGUUUCGAUUGAAAUUAGAGAAAUAUUGUACUGUACUACUGUAGUAUGUUAUCUUGAUGAUAUUUCCAAAAAAAAAAAAAAAAAAAAAAAAAGCUGAUGAUUAUUGUGCUGACUGUUUCUUGUUUGGUGCAUUAUUGUGGGCUUGCUGGCUAUUGAUUAUUGCGUUCUCCUGCAGUGCUUUGUGGGCUUGCCUUUACGUUCUCCGUCAGUAUCAUGUUGCAGAUACUAGCUUGUGCAAUUUACAGUAACUGGUGGCCUUUGUUGUCAGCUCUAAUGUAUGUGGUAGUUCCUAUGCCAUGCAUGUUCUUUGGAGGUGGCUCCACGCAAUUCUUAGUAAGUCGAGAUGGUGGAGGUUGGAUAGAUGCUGCCAAGUUCUUGACGGGAGCUUCCGCCGUGGGAAGCAUUGCAAUUCCUAUGAUUCUUAGACAUGCCCAUCUGAUAGAGACUGGAGCGAUGCUCAUUGAAUUAGCAUCUUUCUUUUUAUUUGUCUGUACUGUCUUGUGCUUUCACCGUGCUAGUCUUGAUGACGAUUGGUAGGAAGGAAUGAAAUAUUGAGCUGUCUGGAGUUGAUAGAAGCAGGAGGCUUUUGGUAUCCGUCGGUAGCUGUUGGAAAAAAUGGUGUGAUAUGACUGUACACUAGUACAUAAAAAGCUUUAGUAAUUUACGCUAUCAUGUCAAGCAAAUGUAUAUUUUGGGUUGUGGUGUUUAUUAAAGUAACAUACUAAUUCAUGUAUAAACUUAUUUCCUACCUUUUUCAAUUGUUGAGUUCAACUAAUGUAUCAAUUCAAUGUUGUGGUAUUUAAUUGAAGUAAGAUUUCUCAUUCUA